CGUCCAGGGCUCGCCUCCUAUUCCAAGGCGCUCAAUCGUAACUCAACGACGAGCACUCUCCUACGUAGACAUCCAGCAGGAGAGGCUAAUACCACACCACAGGCUGAGACGCGCUCCACAAAAUAUACCUGCGGGCUGAACAAUGUCCUUGAGCCCAAAGCACACAACGCCUUUCUCCGUGACAGAUAUUUUGAGCCCAAUUGAGGAGACAUACAAGAAGUUCGGUGGCAUGGAUAGCGCAGGUAGCCUCACCUCUCCGCUUGGAGCUUACCGACAACCGCAGGUUUCUCAGUCGAGCAUGCAACAGCACACCGUGGGCCAUAACGCCGCGGUGGCGACCACCUACCACAUGCCACACAGCGUUUCCCAGUUCUCGCACAGUGCCAUGGGGGGAUAUUGCAAUGGGAGCAUUGGCAACAUGGGUGACCUGCCAUCUUACCAGGAAACCAUGAGGAACAGCGCAGCAGCAACCGGCUGGUACGGGACGAAUCCCGACCCUAGAUAUUCAACAAUUUCCAGAUUCAUGGGACCAUCAACCGGAAUGAAUAUGACGGGAAUGGGUACGCUGACAGGAAUGGACGCCACCAAAUCAAUGGUAACACUGCACGCUGCGCCCCGGAGGAAGCGGAGAGUUCUGUUUUCACAGGCCCAGGUUUACGAACUUGAGAGGAGAUUUAAACAACAGAAAUAUCUUUCUGCGCCCGAGAGGGAGCACUUAGCCAGCAUGAUUCACCUCACUCCUACUCAAGUUAAAAUCUGGUUCCAGAACCACAGAUACAAAAUGAAGCGGCAGGCCAAGGACAAAGUUGCCCAGCAGCUACAGCAGGAUAACGGCAACUUGUGCCAGCAGCAACAGUCGCCGAGGCGCGUAGCCGUUCCGGUUCUAGUUAAGGACGGUAAACCGUGUCAGAACGGCUCCAGCACACCGACGCCGCCACAACAGCACGCCCAUCUUCAUCAUCAGCAGCAAAACGGCUCUGGGGGAGUGAUCCCAGCUCCUAGCAAUACGAUUAACCAACAUCAAAACCAACAAGUAAAUACUUUAACCCAGGCCCAAGAACAGGAAGAAAUGUCACCCAGUCCCCCUUCCCUACACAGCCAGAUGGGCGGCAUGGCACAGAUCGACACGUCCGUCAUAGAUUACACCGGUAAUAUGGUCAACGCAAACCUGCUUUAUAGCAGAGCUUGGUAGGGCGGAUUAUACAUUUCUUUUUAAUGUGGAGAUACAGUGCUGGGAGAACAGGCAGAAAUCGCACCAAGCAUCCCUGAAGACUAUUCAUGGAUCAUCAGGACUGCUGACAAUUUCUUUAUCUUUUCAAAGGGCAACUAUUUUAGCAAAAUAAAUGGUUGCCCAGCAUGUGUGUUAAAAUGUUGGACUUUAUUAUUGUGUGAUUAUGAUGGUUCAAGAGGGGAAUUAAUGCUGCUCCACAUUUCGUGGGAAUUCUAGGGGUGGCGGGUGAGGUAUAAUACCCAAAUGAAUUACCACUGUAUCACAAUAUUCUACCUGAUAUUUUAUUAUUGUUGAAAUAAGUAAACAUUAGUUUAAUGAAAACUGAUACUGUAUAUUUGGCUAACAUACGAGACCGAGUUUACCUGUAUUAUAGGCUACUUGUUAUACGUUUUUAAAAAAGGCGUUUCUUUUUGUAAGUUAACGGGCACGUGACGGUUACUAUAUAUCACGCAUACAUAUCAAACACAUUUAACGUUAACAAUAAAUCGCUUGAAGCGCAAGCCAUUUCUGAGCAAUUAAUUGUAUGUUCUAUUGGGAGUGCAUUUUCCUGAUGACAAAACAACCCGAACUGGAAAGCGUGGUCAACGGGAGUAUAGCAUAUUCUGCAACAUCUAGGCUACAUCAGGGUUGGCAGCCUUCGUAAAGAAAUGAGACAAAUACAGAAGUAUACUUAAAGUUAUUGAAUAGUUUAAUGAUAUUUUAUUUAUUGUACUUUUUAAAAUGAUAAAAACCUUUAAAUAAUUUGGUUGCGCACACCAUUGUUUAGUAGAGCGUUAUACACGGAUUUUUAGCAUUUGAUUCUCAAAUAGGCUACAAUUGGUUUACCAACAUGUUCCUAUAAAACAUUCACCAUUAAAUGCAAACAAACUUAUGGCACGGACAGGAGAUUCAUUUCUCAUGUUUUUCCUCAGUGAGGAGUCCAUCAGUCAGACUUGAGCCUAAUACCAGUAGUGACCUAACGAGAUAGACCUACACAAUAUCACAUGUGAAAUGCAUUCCAGAUUAAGGAUAUCAAAAUCUUAAGACUGUCGUUUUAUUAGAUCAAAAUAGUAUAUAAUAUUGAACAUGGAUAAGCUCGCUAAGUUCCCUAAUUUAAUUAAAAUUAGGCUAAACCUUAUUCCAGGACACAAUUGCGCUACCACACGACUGAGAAAAUAUUUCAGGAUUUAUAAGCUCGUGUAUUCAUUGGUAACUUCCGCCAAAUAAAUUGGUUACAUUUUCUUUAGUGAAUUUAAUUCCUGUUCAUCCACGGUCGUGUCAUAUGCACACAUUUGUUCAAUUCGUUUUAAUGGCACAUGAAACUUUAUAGGAGACUACUCUUAAAAUUAUUUUUUUCAAUCUUUAAACUACCUACCAAUUGGCUAUGGAGCAUACAUAUGCUUCUGGCCUUUACUGCGCACUCGCAGUCAAAUUCAAAACAUCAAAUUCAAUCUUAGUACUGUACUCGACAAUUUUCAGUUACUGUUAGUCUACCUCUUACAAUACUAUAUUUAAGCCCUACAUGUCUUAAGAGAAAAAG
This is a messenger RNA of Anguilla anguilla (European eel), 2750 nucleotides long. Its product is annotated as homeobox protein Nkx-2.4-like. The coding region runs from base 143 to 1192 and encodes 349 amino acids. The transcript has 2 exons. The record is from RefSeq and is a predicted model, not a curated record. Lineage: Eukaryota; Metazoa; Chordata; Actinopteri; Anguilliformes; Anguillidae. Gene Ontology annotation, biological process: cell differentiation; regulation of transcription by RNA polymerase II. Gene Ontology annotation, cellular component: nucleus. Gene Ontology annotation, molecular function: RNA polymerase II cis-regulatory region sequence-specific DNA binding; DNA-binding transcription factor activity, RNA polymerase II-specific.